GAUGUAAUGAGGAAGACACGCUGAAAGAAGGAAGGCGAUGCGAACUUUUGUGUUUAUGUUUUAUAAUUAUUAUUGUUGUUGCUAUUAUCUUUAAAUCCCUCCCCUCUGCCAUGAAGAGAUGGAUCCCGCUCUUCAUCUUUGUGCUUUUCAUCGUCCUGUAUGUGGACUUUCAAUUAGGGACAGGCGGACCCACGGCGGAGGUUCUCCCGGCGUCGCACGGAGCUCUGCAGCGGCCACCCCGAGCAGCCACGGCCGCCUACACGCAUCCAGGACGGGGAGACUCUCAGGGGGAGGACCGGCUGAGGCUGGAGGACAUCUUCAUCGCCGUGAAGACCACCGGCAGGUUCCACAGGACGCGCCUCGUCCUCCUGCUGGACACAUGGAUCUCCAACACCAAGACUCAUACUUUCAUUUUCACAGACACAGAAGACGAGCACCCGAAGAUUAAAGAUUUCCACAUGGUUCUGACCGGCUGCCAGCCGGACCACAGCCAGCAGGCCCUGGCGUGCAAGAUGGCGGCGGAGUACGACGCCUUCAUGGCGUCCGACAAGAGGUGGUUCUGUCACGUGGACGACGACAACUACGUCAACGCCGAGGCUCUCUUCGCCGUGCUCGCUGCCUUCCCUGGCCGGGGCGACGUUUACGUGGGCAAACCCAGCCUGGACAAGCCCAUCACCGCGCACGAACUCUCGGAGGGCAACACCACGAGAGAAGUGAAGUUCUGGUUCGCCACAGGAGGUGCAGGGUUCUGUUUGAGCAGACAACUGGCCCAGAAGAUGUCUCCAUGGGCUCGAGGUUCUCGCUUCCAGGAGACGUCAGCAAAGAUCCGCCUCCCCGACGACUGCACGGUGGGCUUCAUCGUAGAGGACCGGCUGGGGGUCUCCAUGGUCCACUCCCCCUUGUUCCACUCUCACCUGGAGAACUUGCUGCUCAUCAAACGCGCUGACAUUCCUCACCAGGUGACGCUGAGUUAUGGAAUGUUUGAAAACAAGUUGAACAGCAUCGAGUUGAAGGGAAGAUUCACCAAAGAGGAAGAUCCAUCCAGGUUCAAGACGUUGCACUGCCUGCUGCACCCGCUGACCGACUGGUGUCCUUAAAGAAAACUAACGGCAGACAGGAAGUAGGAGUCCCAGGACAGGAAGAACGGUUUGGUUGGCGACGUAGGUCGGGAUUGACUACAAAGCUGGUAUUAAAAUUGUACAAAGUGUAUGUUUACAAAAAA
This is a messenger RNA of Nerophis ophidion (straightnose pipefish), 1222 nucleotides long. RefSeq names its product MFNG O-fucosylpeptide 3-beta-N-acetylglucosaminyltransferase (gene mfng). Gene Ontology annotation, cellular component: membrane. Lineage: Eukaryota; Metazoa; Chordata; Actinopteri; Syngnathiformes; Syngnathidae. The transcript is spliced from 8 exons. The coding region runs from base 111 to 1097 and encodes 328 amino acids. Gene Ontology annotation, biological process: regulation of Notch signaling pathway. Gene Ontology annotation, molecular function: O-fucosylpeptide 3-beta-N-acetylglucosaminyltransferase activity. The record is from RefSeq and is a predicted model, not a curated record.